Fusarium tjaetaba is the source of this 906-nucleotide messenger RNA. RefSeq lists its product as uncharacterized. The coding region runs from base 1 to 906 and encodes 301 amino acids. The record is from RefSeq and is a predicted model, not a curated record. The transcript is spliced from 5 exons. NCBI's taxonomy places the organism in Eukaryota, Fungi, Ascomycota, Sordariomycetes, Hypocreales, Nectriaceae.
AUGAGCGCACUCACUCCUGCACAGCUAAAAGCUUUCUUCACUCUUUUACCUGUUGAGCAAAUGCUGUUUUUCCCGGCGCUCUGUUUCAUCCGGCUGUCAAUUCUAGCUUUUAUUCCCCGUCUUCGUCGAGAUCGCCCAUUCAUGCGAUGGAUAUGGGGCAUCGGCGCUAUCAUUGUUUUGAUCACUCUAGCAGCAUUACUAUUCUUCCUCCUCGAGUGUCAACCUAUCGCGGACCUGUUUGAUCGCAUGAAGGAUAAUAGGCAUUGUGUCAGCCAAAAGUCGGAGGCUCAUUUGCUCUGGGCGCAUGCUUUCAUCGGGAUUUUCAUUGACGCCGCACUAUUCGGACUGCCUAUCUGGGUCAUUUACAAAAACAUGAGGUUCGGUUCUCAGGCUAUAAAAGUCAUCCUUGUCUUCUGUGUUGGCUUAGUUGCCAUUGUCGUUGGCAUUAUUCGACUUGGCUUCAUGAUGACAACUGACUUUGGCGUUGACACGACUUAUAAGAUGGGCAGAGUUGCUAUUUGGGUGUCAAUUGAAUUACACGUUGGACUCUGGUGCGGCAGCUUCCCUGCUCUUCAGCCUCUGAUUCGCCUCGUGUCCUACCAGGUCGGCCUCCGGAGUCACCUGUACAGUACAGACAAGACACCCGCUCGAGGAACUCGGACAGGAACUCGGCCUGGUGCAAGUCAAUAUAUCAGGCAGUCUCAUGUUGCCGACACCGACCCUGGGAGUGACGGGGCGAGCGCAAGAGCUAUCGUGACCAGCGGCAACGCGACGACAGAAUCUGUGGAGCUUGGGCAUGUGGAUGGCAAAGGUAUCAGUGUGAAGACUGACGUGACGGUGAGGAUAGAAGAUCAAGUUUACUCUCGAGACAGGGGUAAAAUGGAAACAACAUGGGAUGCAGUUUAA